This is a messenger RNA of Cercospora beticola, 1439 nucleotides long. RefSeq names its product L-rhamnonate dehydratase. NCBI's taxonomy places the organism in Eukaryota, Fungi, Ascomycota, Dothideomycetes, Mycosphaerellales, Mycosphaerellaceae. The record is from RefSeq and is a predicted model, not a curated record. Gene Ontology annotation, molecular function: magnesium ion binding; L-rhamnonate dehydratase activity. Gene Ontology annotation, biological process: carbohydrate catabolic process.
AUGGCGAACAGCAAAAGUGGUGUGGCGCGCUUCCCACGAAUCAAAGAGAUCAAGACCUUCAUCAUUUCAGGCGUGGGCUCUGGAGGCGAUUAUCACAAUGUCAAAGGCGGCCAUUGGUUGAUCGACUCCAAGAUUUCAACACCUAUGUCAGGAUAUGAAGAGUACCGAAAGUCGAGAACAAGCUGGGGUAUCAAUGUUCUUGGGUCAUUCUGUGUUGAGAUCGAGGCAGACGAUGGCACCAAAGGUUUCGCGACUGGAUUCGGUGGUCCUCCAGCUUGCUGGCUGGUUGCUGAGCACUUUCGACGAUUCCUGAUCGGCGCAGACCCACGCGACACAAACCACCUCUUCGAACAGAUGUACCGAGGCUCCAUGUUCUACGGCCGCAAAGGUCUCCCCGUCGCCGUAAUUUCCGUCAUCGACCUCGCCCUCUGGGACCUAAUCGGCAAAAUCCGCAACGAACCCGUCUACAAACUCAUCGGAGGCGCAACAAGGGAAAGACUGAGCUUCUACUGCACCGGCCCCGAGCCAGCUUCAGCAAGAGAUGCAGGAUUCAGCGGAGCCAAAGUCGCCCUCCCAUACAGCCCCGGAGAAGGCCCCGAAGGAAUGAGAAAAAAUGUCGAAUACCUCCGACAAAAGCGCUCAGAAGUCGGACCUGAUUUCCCUCUUCGUGUGGAUUGCUACAUGAGUUUGAAUGUGCCUUAUACGAUCGAGUUGGUGGAGAAAUGCAAAGAUUUGAAUAUCGAUUGGUGGGAAGAAUGUCUUUCACCGGACGACUACGACGGUCACGCAUUGAUUAAAGCCGCACACCGCACAGUGAAAUUCACGACCGGUGAACACGAGUACUCGCGCUAUGGAUUCCGCAAACUCAUCGAGGGUCGCAAUUUGGAUAUUCUGCAGCCGGACGUCAUGUGGGUGGGAGGUCUGACUGAACUACUCAAAGUUUCGGCUAUGGCUCAAGCAUACGAUAUUCCGGUGAUACCUCACGCCAGUGGACCGUAUUCUUAUCAUUUUGUGGUUUCGCAACCACAUAGUCCUUUCCAGGAGUAUUUGGCGAACUCGCCAGAUGGGAAGAGUGUGCUGCCGGUGUUUGGAAAUCUUUUCACGAAUGAGCCGAUUCCUACGAAUGGGUAUUUGGAUGUUUCGGUGCUGGAUUUGCCAGGGUUCGGAUUGGAGAUUAAUCCUUCUGCGCCGCUGAUCGAUGCUGCCGGGAUACUUAAUCCGGCACCGCAGAAGUCUUUGCCACCACCGCAGCAGCAGCAGGAGGCGGAGAAUGGUCAGACGCAGGUUAACGGGACUACGUAGAUUUUUGUACAUCUUCGCGUCAUUGCAGGCAGGCGUUUCGGGUGACGCGGCUAGGGAGAAUAUUUGAUGACCGGAUGCUGGGUUCUAGGCAGACCUAAGGGCAGGAAUCCAACGUAUAGUGAUGCCCUUGUACCAGG